Messenger RNA from Penicillium psychrosexuale, 1293 nucleotides. RefSeq lists its product as uncharacterized. Lineage: Eukaryota; Fungi; Ascomycota; Eurotiomycetes; Eurotiales; Aspergillaceae. The record is from RefSeq and is a predicted model, not a curated record. The transcript has 2 exons. The coding region runs from base 1 to 1293 and encodes 430 amino acids.
AUGGAGGCAUUGGGUAGUGGACUUUCUUUGGACCCUAAUGUCUUCAGUCACCAUAUCGGGACAUCAUUCAAGGACAUUGAAAAGAGUACAGGUAUCGAUAAGCUCUGCAGCACAAAGAUUGGCCAUAUCCCUUCAUCUGUCGGUACCUACGAGCACGAGAGAAACCUUCAAAUCGUCAAAAGGCACCUAGGGCGACUUUCCAUUGCCAGUGUGGAGCAUGCAAAAGAUCUAACCACCCGGGAUUCGGCUGUCAAGUCCAUCUACCUUCAUCAGGACCAUCCCAUCACAUUUUCUGUGGAUGUGCCACGAACGAUCUAUGCGCAAGGAUAUCAAUCUGAGGACGACAGAACACAGGCUAUUGGAAGAUUCCUACGUACAAGAGUGUUGGCACUACAGGACCGAGUGUUGAAUCGUCGCAUUUCUCGGCAGCGAUUUGUUGACGAUAGCAUGUUCUGCGAUCAAGGUGAACGAUAUUCACAAAAUGGCCUUGACAUCCUACAGCACAUUACCAUCCAUGUCAUAAACGACGCCAAAUUUCAACAAGUCUUGGUUUUGUUUCCACCUUGUCCGGAAUUUGAUGGAGACAAUUCAGACAACGAUCCUUAUGUUUUUCUUGACCCUCUGAGAAAGCAAGAACAUACCAAAUCAUUCAAGGAAUUCUGUCUCAAUCGGGAUAAAAAGGACUAUGAAUCCACAGGGGCAUCAGCAUCUCGACGGACUAUGUCUCAGGACGUUGAAAUAUUCUCCAAUGAUAUUCUCCUUGAGAAUCAAGCUGGUACCCCCAAAGGACUAACGGACGUGGUCCACCUUAUACGAUCUUACGCUCUGAAUGCAUGGUUUGAUCGUCUGCAGACAUUGAAAGACCAGCUUGAAGAUCUCAGUCUUCAAAGCCUAUCCCAUCGAAGCAUACAACACGACGAACAUCCACAAGAUUCAGACGAGGAAAACCCUACAUGUGAUGGUCUGAUUGAUGAAGAAGGGAUGAAAGGUGCUAUUCUUCGCUACAUCGCGUCACUCGAUAGUGAAUGCCAGCGGUUGAAAAUUGAUUUGCAUGCGGCGAAAAUAGGAUUGUCCACAACCGGCUCCGACUCUGUUCGAACAUUAGAACAGACAAUGGAGAAGUAUACUCACAUACGAUCCCAAAUGAGCAACCUUCUCUCUGAAACCCAGCAUUUACUCGACAUGAAGAACAGCAAGAUACAACAGGCUUUAACGACUCUCCAAAUCAAAGAAAGCAGAACGUUCAUCGAACAGGCAAAAACAGUGAAGAGGUAUGAUGUCGGCCAAUCUUGA